Harpegnathos saltator (Jerdon's jumping ant) is the source of this 8205-nucleotide messenger RNA. RefSeq names its product dedicator of cytokinesis protein Ziz (gene Ziz). The coding region runs from base 194 to 6595 and encodes 2133 amino acids. Gene Ontology annotation, biological process: positive regulation of GTPase activity; small GTPase-mediated signal transduction. Gene Ontology annotation, molecular function: guanyl-nucleotide exchange factor activity. Lineage: Eukaryota; Metazoa; Arthropoda; Insecta; Hymenoptera; Formicidae. The record is from RefSeq and is a predicted model, not a curated record. The transcript is spliced from 29 exons.
CCUUAUUGUUAACAUUCUCCAUCGAUUGUCACAGUGGUCGCGGAUCAUAGCGCGUGAUGUCUUUGAUUGUUUUCCAACUUAAUCCUAGCUCUAGCUGGGAACGGUGAUCUAUGCGGCGGCCUAACGAGGCCAUUGAUGCGGCGGCAUCAGGCAGCCGAUUUAGCUCGACUGACAUCGAUUAGUAUUGGCGAGAAUGAGCGAGAGGAAGUUUACCCGCGGCCUGGGCAAGCCCGGCAUGGCGGCUCAGUUACGGGAAACUGUAUCGCAGGUCGUUCGAGAAAGCACCGUGCAGAAUAAACCACAUCUGGUUGAGCCUAUUGACUUUGAGAGCUUUGUUCUAAAGAAUAAAACAUUGUUGCAAAAUGAUCCUCAACGAGAACUGCUACUAUAUCCCCAGGACGAUAUUUCUCAAGUGGUUUUGCCGAGAAGAUACCGUAGCGUUGUACCAACAGCUCAACACAUUACAGAAUGUGAUGAAGGAGCAGAAAAUCUUCUGACAAAAGAAUGUUUACGUAGUUAUACAUCUAAUUGGAAUCUUGUUCAUUAUAAAUACUCAACAUAUAGCGGAACUUAUCUCGAAUUGCCAAGAAUAGCUAAAGCAGAUGAUUUGAAAGAUGAAGUAUAUGAAAUCGACACUGAAGUAGAUCAAGUUGAUGAGGAUUUGACAAAAAAUGAUGGUAUAACGAAGGAAGGCUAUUUGUUGAAAGGUCCUGAGAUUGGUAGUACAGAUAGAAUGUUCGCUCAUAUAGGCUCAAAAUCAUUUAAGAGACGCUUCUGUCACCUCAGGCAAGAAGUUGAUGGAACUUACAUACUUGAAUUUUUCAAAGAUGAAAGGAAAGGAGAGGCCAAAUUGACAAUAGUGAUGGAUUUUUGCACAGAAGUUGUCAGAAACUCAAAACGUGGUAAAUACAGCUUUGAGCUUCGAAUGAGUGGCACUCACAAAUCUUAUACAUUGGCCUCUGAAAAUGAGGCUGAUAUGCAAGAUUGGAUAUUGAAGCUUAAUUCUGUGUUACAACAUUACAAACAGCAAGAAGAAAAACGUGCUGCUUCGUUAGAAAGAGCUUGUAAUACACCUCCGCCAUCCCCGCAGCCGAUGCAGGUUUAUGGCACAUUGAAAGGACUGGAACAAAGUAUGAAUCCACAACUGAUAAAGUACUCCAGAGAGACUGACACCAGCAUUGCUUUGGCGAGGAGAGAGAACAGAAAAAGACUGUUCAGUGUGUAUCCUCAUAUGGCCCACAUCAAGGCCCAAACAAGUCCAUCCGCCGAUCAUAACGUGGAUCCUUAUAAGGAACAGUUUGGUCAUAGGAUCUUUGUCAAGUGCGAAAGCCUUAAAUUCAGAUUGCAAGCACCGAUCGAUGAGAAGGAAUCUCUCUGUCAAGUGGAACCCUAUCACACGACAUUGAGCUUCUUCGAUGCGCGACAUGGCAGAAAGCUCACGGAGAAUUUUCAUUUUGAUGUUAAUCAUGAAAUUGUUCGUGACAUGAUGAGAGAACUGAGUCCCGCGGGGAUCAUGACGGAGACUGAGGAUAUUACUCCUUCCGGAGAAUUGAAAAGCAUUCCUUCGGAAUGGAUCAAAUAUCCGAAACAGGCUAUAUUUAACAUUAGCAAUCCUCACCCGGACAUAUUUCUCGUCGUAAGAAUAGAUAAAGUACUUCAGGGGAAUAUAUAUCAGACAUCAGAACCAUAUUUAAGAGCUACCAAGGAUCCGAGAUUGGGCUUGAAGGUACAUAAACAAGUUCGAGCUUGUUGCCAAAGGCUAGGAAAUUAUAGAAUGCCAUUCGCGUGGGCUGCAAGACCAUUAUUUAGGUUGUACAGCAACGAGCUGGACACAUCCUCGGAUUUUCCAGCAAUAUACAGACAGGAUGGCAACAAGAUAAAGGAUGAAGAAUUGUUGAAACUCCUUUCGGAAUACAGAAAGCCUGAGAAACUUAGCAAAUUGACUGUGAUACCUGGUUGGCUGAAAAUUAAAAUCGAGCCUAUUACGGACAUCCCUGAAAAUACGUUGUCAACAUGCCUAGCGCCGUUAAAGCCAUUUCCGAUUCCUCCAACGACGGAACCGACGAUCGAGGUCGCAGAGUUCGAGAGCACUUCCGAGAGGGAAGUGCACCCAUAUACGACAUAUAUCAAUCAUCUUUAUGUGUACCCGCAGACGCUUUGCUUUGACGCUCAGAAAAUGUUCACUCGAGCUAGGAAUAUAGCGUGCAUCGUGGAGCUCCGCGACGACGACAAUGAAAAUGUUGUGCCUUUGCGAGCGAUUUAUGGGAGACCAGGUUCACCGCUGUUAUGUCUGCGAGCGUCGUGCGCAGUCUUGCAUCAUAACGCAGUGCCUUCUUGGUACGAAGAGAUUAAGAUGAAGCUACCCACGAAACUGCACGCGAAGCAUCACAUACUAUUCUCCUUUUAUCAUAUCAGCUGCGACAUGAACAAGAAGAAGGAGAACGGCGUUGAAAAUUGCGUCGGUUACUCUUGGGCGCCUCUGCUGCAUAAAGGAAGACUGAACGUGGAUAUAGAAUCAAAUAUCCAAGUGUUGCCUGUAGCGACGCAUUUGCCAGCGGGAUACCUUUCCAUACAACCCCUUGGACUGGGGAAAGGGGUAAGAAACGCGGGACCAGACAUCACCUGGAUCGAUUUGCAACGACCAAUCUUCACGGUAUCUUUCCAAUUAAUCUCGACGGUAUUUACAAGGGACCUUCACCUGCACAAUCUCUUCGUCCACGCCGAACGCAUCCUGGACACCAAACCCUCAGCGACGCCUUCGGACUCGGAGACGUGCAAAAUCCUCAAGGCGGCACACGCGGUUCAACUAGUCACCGUCAUCACAUUUCUACCUACUAUACUGAAUCAGUUAUUCGUGCUAUUGACGUACAAUACUAGUCAAGAGAUCGGACUGUACGUGAUCAGGGUCCUGAUACACUUUAUAAACAUGGUGCACGAGGCUGGUCGCAAAGAGAUUCUGCAAGCGUACAUCAAGUUUGUAUUCGUGCUGCCUCCGCUGCGAAACGGAAACUCCACGGUACACGAACAACUAGCGAAGUACUUGCCGACUUUGCUGCACCCGAGCAACACCGAUUUUCUGGUUGUGAACAAGUUCAUGCAUCACUCAAACUUUUUCUUCGAAAUCAUGAUCAAAAGUAUGGUGCAGUAUCUGCUGAGUACCGGCAGGAUCAAAAUGCACAGAAACGAACGAUUUUCGAAAGAUUAUCACGAGAAGAUUAGGACGUUGUUGGAAGUGAUUAUGCCAUAUCUAAUGACCAAGUACAAAGAAAUGCCAGUGGAGACACACGAAUUGAACAAAAGUCUCGCACAAUUUUUGAAGCGAUGUCUCACAUUUAUGGACCGAGGCUUUGUGUUCCGCCUCAUCAAUUCCUACCUGAACAACUUCUCACCCGGCGAUCAACGCACGCUGCACGACUUCAAGUUUACUUUCCUGCAGAUUAUCUGCUCUCACGAGCACUACGUGUCUUUCAAUCUGCCAAUGAUGCAGUCGCGCCUUGCCUCUAGAGAUACUGACAAUGACGCUGAGAGAGAACCAGAAUGCGAGGAUUUGAUGAACGAGUAUUGCCUCACGGAGGAAUUCUGCAAGCACCACUUCCUGGUUGGUCUUCUGAUGCAAGAAGUCAGGACCUCUCUCAAUGAAAUCGUGCAGAUUCGCAAAGUGGCUACAGGUACUUUGCGAGAUUUGCUGGCGAAGCACGAAUUGGACGACAGAUAUCAGAACAAGGGUCAACUGAGCAGAAUAGCAUCGAUUUACAUACCGUGGCUGGGCGUUGUAUUGGAAAAUUUACAUCGACUGCAAUCAACACAGGAUGAGAUUAAAACGGAUGCCAAACAGAACGGUACAAACAGAGUGUCAACCAGCAGUUCGUUUUUGACAGCAAAAGACACUAUCUCACUUAAUGCCACAAGCUCAGGUACACCCAAGUCUCUCCACAGAUUGACUCUUCAUCUGGACUCCCAGUCACCCGUAAGAACAUCCAUACACCUUCGGGAUUCUACUUACUUUGCUGCCAUCGCGGGUCAAGGAUUAGUAAAUGGAUACUCUUGCACCAGCGUCGAAUCAGACACGUCAACCGUGUCUGGCGCAUCUCAGUCUAACGUUUCCCAGGAAACUACCAUUGUCAGGGAGUUGACGGAAAAUGGAACGGGCGAGAGGAAGAGACACUCGCGCACCUUGAGCGUAACGCAAUCAUUGCCCAGAUGCGACAAGUUGCAACCGUCGGAAGUGAAGGAUAUACUGCUCUGUUUCCUGUUUGUUGUCAAGUAUUUGGGUGACCAUCAAGUCAUCGCUUGGUGGCAGCAAUGCAACGACUCAGAAAUAUUGAGCUUCUUCACGGUGAUCGAGAUGAGCUUGCAUCAUUUCAAAUAUAUCGGUAAGAGACAAAUAGUCGCUAACGCUGCAAGCUCUUUAGGGAAACCCCGUACUGUCAAAGCGAUGACUCUGCCCGCCAGGAUGGCGCCCCCAGAUUUUACCACCGAAAGUGCGGCCACCAGCACAUUACAACCUCACAAUACGAUCACUAGAGAAAAUCUAGUUGAAAAUGACAGCGGCAAGGUGUAUCAAGCUCUACUAGAAGCUAACAUGGCGACGGAAGUUGGCCUCAUUGCGCUGGAUUGCUUGGGACUUUUUUGUAUUCAUUUUAAAGAUAUUCUUUUAGCGAACGAGGGUGAGAAUCCAGUUAUGCAAAAGCUAUUCAAUAUUUAUUUAUCGUUUCUCCAAGUCGGACAGUCGGAAACACUAUUGCGUCAUGUUUUCGCUGGAUUUAGAGCCUUCCUAAACAACUAUUCCAUCGCGCUUUUCCAAGGCAACGCUGUGCUGUGCGGACGCUUGUGUUACGAGUUGCUGCGUUGUUGCAACAGCAAGCUGAGCUCUAUACGACAGGAGUCCUGUGCUUUGCUAUAUUUGCUGAUGCGAAGUAAUUUCGAAUUUACAAGUCGGAAAGGAUUAACCAGAGUCCACUUGCAGGUGAUAAUCUCAGUUUCUCAAAUGCUGGGGAAUGUAAUCGGCUUGAAUAAUUCGCGAUUUCAAGAAUCGCUAUCCUUGAUCAACAGUUAUGCCUCCUCGGACAAAGUUAUGAAAGGAACAGGCUUCCCAGUCGAAGUCAAAGACCUCAACAAGAGAAUCCGAACGGUUUUAAUGGCCACCGCUCAAAUGCGGGAACAUAAUAAUGAUCCUGAAAUGCUGGUUGAUUUGCAACAUAGCUUAGCCAACUCCUACGCUAGCACGCCCGAACUGAGGCAUACUUGGCUGGAAACAAUGGCCAGAAAUCAUGCCAGAGAUGGCAACUUUUCAGAGGCUGCUUGUUGUCAACUACAUAUCGCGGCACUAAUGGCUGAAUAUCUGAAAUUGCGGAAGGUCCAUUCAUGGGGCGCGGAAGCUUUCGAUCAAAUUUCUGUAAACAUUUCGAAGGACGAGUGUAACCUUAAGCUCGAUGCUGGUGAGAUUUGUGUCCAAGAUAUUCAUUAUAAUGAAUGCUUGCUUCUCGAGCAACUGGAAGUUUGUGCUGACACGUUGGAGAAAGCCGAACGCUUCGAGUUGCUUGGCCAUUUGUAUCGUUUGAUAGUUCCUAUGUACGAAGAGAAACGGAAUUACGAAGCUUUGGCAAAUUGCUACUCACACUUGGCUCAAGCGUGCAAUAAGAUCGUGGAAGUUACCCGAACUGGGAAGAGAUUGCUCGGCAGAUUUUACAGAGUAGCGUUUUUCGGCACGGCAUAUUUUGAAGAGGAAACCGGCCAAGAGUACAUCUAUAAGGAACCGAAAGUAACGUCGUUGUCUGAAAUAUCGGAACGUUUGUUACGUUUGUACAAUGAAAAGUUCGGAUCUGAGAAUGUUAAGAUGAUAAUGGAUUCUGUACCAGUCGAUGUGAGCGAGUUGGAUCCCAAGAUAGCAUAUAUUCAAGUCACGCACGUAACUCCGUACUUUGAAAAGCCCGAGUUGGAAGUGCGGCAGACCGAGUUCGAGCAGAAUCAUAACGUAUCCUGUUUUAUGUUCGAAACGCCGUUCACGAAAGAGGGUAAAGCAAGAGGUAGUCCGGAGGAUCAAUGGAAGCGUAGAACCAUUCUUACAACGCAAUAUUCCUUCCCGUACGUGAAGAAACGUAUCGGAAUCGCCGAGAAACGAAUAGUGGAACUCAGUCCUAUCGAAGUUGCUCUGGAUGAAAUGAGGCAACGUGUGCAAGAAUUGGAAGACGUGGCUUUGAUCGGACCGACCGACGUAAAGAAAUUACAGUUACGUCUUCAAGGCAGUAUUUGUGUGACGGUAAAUGCUGGUCCUCUGGCCUAUGCCUCGGCAUUUCUGGAUCCUGCACUGUCUCCGCAAUAUCCUGACGAUAAAGUAGAGGAACUGAAAGAUGUCUUUAGAGAAUUUGUCAAGAUAUGUUACACAGCAUUGCAAAUUAAUAGCAAACUAAUCACGCCGGACCAACACGAGUACCAAGAAGUAUUGCGCGAGAACUAUCAGAAAUUGUGCCAGAGUCUGUCAUCCUUGCUCGGAGAACCAAUAUGGCCAGACGAGCAAGUAGGAAGCUUCAAACGUAACAGCGCUGCUCUAUUUAGUGUCAUCAGUGGCGCCAACAACCACAGUAGUACAGCCUAAGUCAAUAUUAAAUUGUCUAUUCAAUGGACUUCAAUUUGUCGUCAAUAUUCUUUUCUAGUGUGAUACGUUUAAGAGCUUUUCGAGCUCGAACUAUUUCUCCAUGCAGGACAAGACGAACUCUUGUACAAACUCGCUUCUGUAACUUUUGGCCUAACGAAAGACUUUUUGAUCACUGCCAAAUUUUUUAAAACAAAGAAGUGAGGUGUGUGUAUGAUGUCAUAGAAAAAUCCUGAUUAGGAAGUUUUAAAGAUGGAUUACGUAUACAUACAUAUAUAUAUAUAUAUUUUUUUUUUCAUGGCCGAAUGAGAAAUUCAGCCAAGUCAAAGAACUGCUUUUACUUACCAAGCCUAUCGUGUCAAUGUCGUCGUAGUUCAAUAAGUUGCGAUUUAACUAGUAGAAUAAGUUGGGUGUUCAAGACCUACCAGGGCAUUUAUAUAGUAUAUGUGUAACACACAAGCGAAAAAGUUACUAGUACACCUAACAUCAGCCCCUCACUAUGAAACUAGCGUUAGUCCAUAAUGCAUCUAUAUGUAUGAUGUCCGUGUGUAUAAUCGGCUUUACGAGAUAUAAGGAUAUAUCUAACGACGAAAGUAAUGAAACGAAAGGUGAAAUUGGCUGUUUGUAUUAAGCAAAGUAUUAAGUGUAAGUCGAACAAACUCUAAUCGUGUUUUCAUGAGAUUUUUUCUGCUGCGUUGAUGGCUUCUUUCUUCCGUGUUUAAUGGAUUCACACGGGAUUCAGUUACUGUUCCUGCUUAGAAGUUACGUUACAACUGACAAUCAAAAUUACCCGUCUCACUCGUAAGAACGAAAUGUUGUACCAACAGCUUUUUGUCUGUUGCAUGCGUUGCAAUAUGUAUAGUAUUAAUGAUUUAUCGUAUAUGUGUUAAUUGCUUGAGUGGCACGAGCAAAAGACGCUAGAGAACAUUGACUUUUAGAGGGGCGUACUUUCAGAGGGCAUUUUCGUCCAUCGCUCUCUUUCGAGAUGGGACGUAAUCGCAAUGUAAUCGCGCGCUGCGUAACACUCAAACGAUUAAGGCACUUUGUGUAAAAAUUGAUUUGUACAUACAUGUAUAAUUUCUCGCACGUGUAGGCGCUGUGUAAAGAGUCGACUGUUUUAGAGUAUCGUAGAGUAUUCUCAGCCUUACUGAAGAAAAAGUCGUACGGAUCCUUUGAUACAAAUUAUCGAAUACUUUGCGCUACAUUACGAUCGAACUUGUGUGCGCGUUUAUACGGUUAACGCAGAGACUAGUUUGUACGGAUUGAGUAACUCUUGUAUGGCGUUUAUCGAGAUUUAUAGGAAAUAAUUCGAAUGAAAGUUUGUUUAUAUUAUGGAGGGAAGAAAGUACUGUAGCAUCAGGCAAGCGGCUACGCUUUACUGACAGGAACCGAUCCGACCACUUCGAUACCUUGCGAACACGCACAAAGUAUUGUUAUUACACUUUCGUAAUUAUUUGUGAAGCGACAUAAAAUUUUAUAAACUGAGAAUGCGAGAGAGUACAUAUGUGUAAAUUCAUUUAUUAUCCGUGAAGACGUACCGAGAGAUGCGGGUAUCGUAGAGUAGCGAUAGAGUUUUAAGAGCUAAUGUUCAGAAAAUAAAUAUAUAACAGAGA